AGAGAGACAGGCUGACAGAGAUAGCUACACAGACAAAUCCCAAAAAAGAUAUAUUUUAGUCACAAGUAUAGGCAGAAAGAAACCAUUCUGGCUAUAUAUUCAUACAGACACAGGUUCAUAAAAUCAGAGAAACUGAGAAGAAUUGCAAGUGCACGUGAACACAGAGGCGCGUCAGAGCUAGACACAGGACGAAGGAACCCUAUAGUGCAGUGCACUGUUGGUCAGGAUGGCAGCUCGAAUCCGGCGCUACUCCGACAGCAUGUCUCUCCCAGACUCCUUCAUCCAGCAGCAGCAGCUCGACGCCUCCAUGGCCGACACCUUCCUGGAGCACCUCUGCCUGCUCGACAUCGACCAGCAGCCAAUCACGGCCCGCAACACCAGCAUCAUCUGCACCAUCGGACCUGCUUCUCGCCCUGUCCCCAGGCUUCAGGAGAUGGUGAAGGCUGGAAUGGACAUUGCCAGACUGAACUUCUCCCACGGGUCUCACGAGUACCAUGGAGAGACCAUCAAGAACAUCCGGGAGGCAGUUACCACCCUGACCACGGACCCUCUGUACUACCGCCCUGUUGCUAUUGCUCUGGACACUAAGGGUCCAGAGAUCCGCACCGGGCUCGUAAGAGGGCAGGUAGACGGGGAGGUGGAACUGGAGCGGGGGGCGGAGGUUCGGCUGGUCACGGCGGAGAGUGAGAGGAACAGCACGGAUGGGGCCACUGUGUGGGUUGAUUACCCCAGUCUGCCCCUUGUGGCAGAAAAGGGGAAAACAAUCUUCAUCGACGACGGGCUCAUCGGACUGAAAGUCCUGGAGACAGGGCCGGACUGGGUGCAGACGCGGGUGAAGAGUGGGGGGCUCCUGUGCAGCAGGAAAGGGGUGAACCUGCCGGGGGCCGACCUGAUCAACAUGCCGGCGGUCAGCGCUCAGGACGAGGCGGACCUGCGCUUCGGCGUGACCCAGGGGGUGGACAUGGUGUUCGCCAGCUUCAUCCGCAACGCAGAGGACGUGCGCGCGGUGCGCAGGGCGCUCGGGGAGCAGGGCAAGGACAUCAAAGUGGUCAGCAAGGUGGAGAGCCGCCAGGGCGUACGCAACUUUGAGGAGAUACUUGCAGAGAGUGAUGGGGUCAUGGUGGCUCGGGGGGACCUGGGUAUUGAGAUUCCUGCGGAGAAAGUCUUCAUUGCCCAGAAGAUGAUGAUUGGUCGUUGCAACUCUGCCGGAAAACCUGUUAUCUGUGCCACUCAGAUGUUGGAGAGUAUGGUGGGUCACCCCCGCCCGACUCGGGCAGAGAGCAGCGACGUGGCCAACGCUGUGCUGGACGGGGCAGACUGCGUGAUGCUGUCUGGAGAAACAGCCAAGGGACACUACCCCGUGGAGGCUGUGGCCAUGAUGCACUCGAUCUGUCGGGAGGCAGAGGCGGCCAUCUUCCAUCAGCAGCUGUUUGAGGACCUGCGCCGUUUGACCCCGCUGUCCUCCGACCCCACGGAGGUGACCGCCAUCGGGGCGGUGGAGUCCUCCUUCAAGUGCUGCGCUGGGGCCAUCAUCGUCCUCACCACCACCGGCAGGUCAGCCCAUCUGCUGUCACGCUACCGCCCUCGUUGCCCCAUCAUUGCUGUGACCCGGAGCGAGAGGGUGUCCCGUCAGUCCCAGCUCCUCAGGGGCGUCUUCCCCGCCCUGUACAGGGCCCCCCCUCACCCAGUCUGGGCCGAUGACGUCGACAACAGAGUAAACUUCGGCAUGGACAUAGGGAAGGCCCGUGGGUUCUACAAGCCGGGUCACAUGGUGAUCGUGAUGACGGGCUGGAGCCCUGGAUCUGGACACACCAACAUCAUGAGGGCCGUCCCAGUGAUAUGAACCCCAUCUCACACUGACCAACGCACUGACAGACUGACAGACUGACUGACUGACACUCUGAUACGUUGCAUGAUUGAUACACUGACUGAAUGAUACACUAACAAACAGACCACACCGAGACUGACUUCUGAUGCUGUCACAGUUGAUAUAACACACUUAGAGAAAAGGGUUGUUUGUCAUGUCUUCAUAGGGGAAUCCUGUAUGGCUCUUUAUGGAAAUCUCUAUGUUAGGUGUUUAAAUUUGUGAAGGCUGCCAGAUUGAUCCAUUUUCGGGUUCCUCAAUGGAGCCUUUUGGAACCCUUUCUUUUGACUGUAGAGUAACGCAGACUAUUACACUGUCGCACUGAGUAAUGAUGACUAUCACGCACUGGGAACAGUCGCCUCACCAGACUGACAAUCGAUGAUGUUGAGCAUGCCACCGAUUCGCUAUCACUGUUCCUGUUGCGCAGACUAAAUUUCUCCCAAACAUAAACUGAUAGCCCUGGCUGACAGACUUUUAACUAUAACUCCGUGUCACGGCGACCAGAUUGGGUUGCAGCUUUAGUGCCCUGUACACGUUCACACUCAUACAAGGCAUGACUCAAUGCCAUUGCACCGUAACCUGAUAGGAAGCACUUUACAUAGCUGCCAGCACAUGGAAAUGCCUGACCCCAGAUUGACUGAAGUGUGGACUGACAGAGGCUUGUACAGUGGCAGACCAGCGGGCUGCUUCUGCCACCGCCUCCAUGCCAUGUGUGCCCGGAAUCACUGCCUGAAUAAAUGUCCAUGCAUCACAAA
Molecule: messenger RNA, 2619 nt
Organism: Conger conger (European conger)
Lineage: Eukaryota; Metazoa; Chordata; Actinopteri; Anguilliformes; Congridae
Gene: pklr
Product: pyruvate kinase L/R
Exons: 11
Coding region: 227-1843 (538 amino acids)
Biological process (GO): glycolytic process
Cellular component (GO): cytoplasm
Molecular function (GO): pyruvate kinase activity; potassium ion binding; magnesium ion binding
Source: RefSeq, a predicted model, not a curated record